Molecule: messenger RNA, 693 nt
Organism: Nanorana parkeri
Lineage: Eukaryota; Metazoa; Chordata; Amphibia; Anura; Dicroglossidae
Product: adhesion G-protein coupled receptor G2-like
Exons: 3
Biological process (GO): cell surface receptor signaling pathway; adenylate cyclase-activating G protein-coupled receptor signaling pathway
Cellular component (GO): membrane
Molecular function (GO): G protein-coupled receptor activity
Source: RefSeq, a predicted model, not a curated record
UAUUUUGUUCUUUUCAGGCAGCUAAGAAGAGAUUACCCCUCCAAGAUACUGAUGAACCUGUCCUUUUCCCUGCUGAUGCUGAAUCUGCUUUUCUUGGUCAAUGAUUGGUUAUCAACACUUGAUAUUCGUGGUCUGUGUAUCUCUUUUGCUGUCCUCCUGCACUAUUUUCUUCUGACGUCCUUUACAUGGAUGGGACUGGAAGCUGUACAUAUGUAUUUUGCAUUUGUCAAGGUUUUCAAUUCCUACAUCCGUAAAUAUAUAUUAAAAUUAUGCAUCGCUGGCUGGGGAAUACCAAUAGUGAUAGUUGUGGCCGUACUCUGUAUAAAUGUUGAUUUCUACGGCCCUGUAUACAAAAACACCGAUCCAGAUGACUACACUUCGUUCUGCUGGAUCCAGAACAAUGUCGUUUUCUAUGUGACGGUGGUGGCUUAUUUUUGUAUCAUAUUCCUGACCAAUAUAGCCAUGUUUAUUGUGGUACUUCUUCAAAUCAAGUCACUGAAGGCUACAAAAUUAAAGGAUUGGAAGGCCCUCUUCCUCCAUGACAUUAAAAAUACUCUGAGUCUCGCCGUCUUGCUCGGAUUAACCUGGGGCCUUGCCUUCUUUGCCUGGGAUCCUGUUCGAGUUGCCUUUCUGUACCUUUUCGCUAUUUUGAAUACCUUACAGGGUAAGUACAUGUUUUCUACAGUACAAUGA